Messenger RNA from Paramisgurnus dabryanus, 4378 nucleotides. It is a transcript of the gene klc1a, whose product is annotated as kinesin light chain 1a. Gene Ontology annotation, molecular function: kinesin binding. Gene Ontology annotation, cellular component: kinesin complex; cytoplasm. The record is from RefSeq and is a predicted model, not a curated record. Lineage: Eukaryota; Metazoa; Chordata; Actinopteri; Cypriniformes; Cobitidae. Gene Ontology annotation, biological process: microtubule-based movement.
CAUCAUCAUAAGGAGGAGUGAACCUGCUUAAGAAACACAACGCCAUUUUCAUCGUCUACAUCCCCAGACACACUAAAAUCAGCGUUUUCCUAAACUCUACUGUCACACAUUAUCAUUGUGUGAUUAUUAAUCGUUUAUUUGUACGCUACACUGCGCUUUGUGUCGCUGCAGCUCCUUGAAUCGGAACUUCCGCCGUUGCGCUCCGGAAGACACGCGCACUCAACCGGUCAGACUGUCCGAUCUCAAUCCCAAAUCAUCACGAUCGCACACAAAACAUUACAUUGACUCUACUUGUGGUGGUGGGACACGGAGAAACACACCCUGUUACGGUAGUGGGUGACCUGGAUGUUCCGCAGAACGGAUGCGUGAGGACAUGUCGAGCGUGCUUUGUGUGAAGGAGACAGAGGGUCAAGGGGACCCUGGCGACAAGCUAUCUCAGGAUGAGCUGCUGUGUCGGACCCGGGAUGUCAUUCAGGGGCUGGAGGCGUUGCGUGUGGAGCAUCAGUCCAUCCUGGAUGGGCUUAUGGGUACCCUGCGCUGCCUCAAACAGAAUCAAGAGGGUCGUGCUGUGGAAGAGAAAACGACUAUGAUCCAACGCUCACUAGAGAUGCUGGAACUCGGUCUUAGUGAGGCACAGGUGAUGAUGGCUCUCUCAGGGCACCUGAGCGCAGUAGAAGCAGAGAAACAGAAGCUUCGAGCGCAGGUGAGGAGACUCUGUCAGGAGAACCAGUGGCUGAGGGACGAGCUGGCAGGGACCCAGCAGCGGCUGCAGAAGAGCGAGCAGAGCGUCGCCCAACUGGAGGAGGAGAAGAAACAUCUGGAGUUCAUGAACCAGCUUAAGAAAUAUGAUCAGGACCUCAGCCCAUCUGAUGAUAAAGACAUUGAUUCUAGCAGGGAGACACUGGAUGAUCUUUUCCCCGAUGAGCAGGAUGAGCCAGGACCUGGCAUCCAGCCUCCACACAGCAGUGCAGUAGCAGCGGCCCAGCAGGGUGGGUACGAGAUCCCCGCUCGUCUCAGGACCCUCCAUAAUCUGGUGAUCCAGUAUGCCUCACAGGGCCGCUAUGAGGUCGCGGUGCCUCUCUGCAAACAGGCUCUAGAAGAUCUGGAGAAGACCUCUGGACAUGACCAUCCUGAUGUAGCCACCAUGCUCAACAUCCUCGCCCUUGUUUACAGGGACCAGAAUAAAUACAAAGAGGCGGCAAACCUCCUCAAUGAUGCUCUGUCCAUCAGAGAGAAGACACUGGGCAGAGACCACCCUGCGGUGGCUGCCACUCUGAACAACCUGGCUGUUCUUUAUGGCAAGCGAGGGAAGUACAAAGAAGCAGAGCCUCUUUGUAAAAGGGCCCUGGAGAUACGAGAGAAGGUGCUAGGAAAGGACCACCCUGAUGUUGCAAAGCAGCUGAAUAAUCUGGCCCUGCUGUGUCAGAAUCAAGGCAAGUAUGAAGAGGUGGAAUACUAUUAUCAGAGAGCACUGGACAUCUACCAGACCAAACUGGGACCAGAUGACCCCAACGUGGCCAAGACCAAAAACAACCUGGCAUCAUGUUAUCUGAAGCAGGGGAAAUUUAAACAGGCAGAGACCCUAUAUAAAGAGAUUCUCACCAGAGCCCAUGAGAGGGAGUUUGGCUCUGUAGAUGAUGAGAACAAACCCAUCUGGAUGCAUGCAGAGGAGAGAGAAGAGCAGAGCAAGGGCAAACCGAAGGAUGGCUCUCCUUUCGGAGAAUAUGGUGGCUGGUACAAGGCCUGUAAAGUAGACAGCCCCACUGUGACAACCACACUGAAGAAUCUUGGAGCUCUGUACAGGCGACAGGGAAAGUUUGAGGCUGCUGAGACUUUGGAGGAAGCAGCUCUGAGAUCCAGAAAACAGGGUCUGGACACCGCACAUAAGCAGCGGGUGGCGGAGGUCCUAGGAGACCCUGAAGUUCGCGAGAAACAGCGAAGUCGUGAGAGCAUAAACUCUGACACGGUGAAGUACGAGAGCGGCCCAGACGGAGGAGAGGAAGUGAGUAUGAGCGUGGAGUGGAACGGGGACGGCUCAGGAUCGCUGAAGCGUAGCGGUUCCUUUAGCAAACUACGAGCCUCUAUUCGACGCAGCAGUGAGAAACUGGUCCGCAAGCUCAAGGGAGGCGGCUUACGGGAAAAUGAACCUAAAAAUCCUGGUAUGAAGAGGGCCAGUUCUCUUGGAGUUCUCAACAUGCCGGAAAAACCUGCUGGAGAACUCGAAGAACGAAAUAAUCGUCUAAGGAAGGGACGAGACCUGAGUUCCAGUCAGACUGACCUGGCACAUUGAAGGUCUGUUUUCGGACAUCUGAUGAAGAGAGGUACUGCGAGAUCUCUGAGAUGGGUUGACUCGCAAUCCAGCCCUUAACUGUGUUCAUACUGAACUAUCUUUGGAGGUUUUUCUACCUUCUCCUUUUGCUUUCAAGGCUUUGUUUAAAGUCUCUAAAGCUUUUAGAGCUAGCUGUGGAAAUGACACUGUCAAAAUGUCCUCUGACAGAACCAAAGUUCACAACAAAUUACAGUCCUGUUAGAAAUGCAUUAUGCUACCAGGCUUUGGUUGAGGUUAGACGCUCAAUUUGGAUGUUUUGCUGCUUUACAUAAAAUGUUUUGGGUACUUUAACCAUUUGUUAACCUUCAGCUCUGUUGUAUAUGAAUGAAGGGUUAUUGUAACUUAUGAGAUAGAGAUAGUGUGCAUCUCUUUAGACAUGUUUGAAUGAUGUCACUUCAUAUUCUGCCACUGACAAGCUAUAUAAUGUUUGUAUUUUGUGUAACAUCAGAGGACCAUGAUGCUUCUGUACUAAUUCCCUUGAUCAAAAGAGCUGCACACAUGUUUAUGAAGGUCAAUGUUUACAAAAAUGAUGAUUCAGUAAUGCACAUUUACAUGCUUUUGCAAAGUGGGAGGGGCCAUGCUUUAUUUAUCUUGCUCAUUAAACGUAUAGGAGAUAGUCCUUCCUCAAUGUAAAAGCAGAUUUAAAAUGGUUUACACUGCAUAGGAGGUCAACGUCUGGAUGUUAAAAAACGGUGGAUGAAUGCACUUUGAACAAUCUCAUAGGAUGAUGUUACACUUAAAAAUCCAUUGCCUGUUACAAGACUAAAUUGAAUAUUUUACCUCAGUUUUACAAGUUGCGUUUUGGUUGAUCUGUGGUUUGGUGGAUGAAUAUUUUUUAGACUAGAUUAUAUCAGAAUAUACAAAUAACGUCGAAUUAAAUCAAAUUAUUACAAUUUAAAAACAAUGACUCCAGGAGACCAGUUUUGUCUUUUGCAUUUAUCAUAUCAGUACAUGAUCAUUUAAAAGCACUGGAAUUUAUUUUCUAUUGCCAGAUGUUUUAACUACCAACUAUCCGUGUUUGAAAGUGAGCAUGCAAUGUAAGUUGGUUAGCUGGUUUUAAGUGUGUGUGACCUAACAAACUGAUCUUUGUAAGGUUGUAAUGUUCACCAAGUGGCCGAAGUUAGAAACCCAAUGUGUAUCAGUAUAUAAACGUAUAGGAUUUUGGGUAAUAUAUGGCACUGAUGCAGCUUUCUAGCUCUAUAGCAAUGACCUACUUCAUAAUUAAUGAAUUUCGUGUAAAUUGUCUGCAUCAGGCUUCAUUGUGGCAAUAUACAAUAGGGUAGCUGCUAUGUGUUUAGGUAUUGGGAUGGUAUUGAUCUUGCAUGUAAUGUUUUACUGACAAAAGCUGGAAUAUCUGAUUGGCUUGUGUGUGUCAAUGUACAUUUUUGUACAAAUAUAUUCAGAUGUUUAUGCCACUAAUUUGAGCUUUGCUAUGCUUUUGGGACUAAAUGUGCCCUGCACAUGCUCUAAUUUUUAAGAACUAUUCUGCAAUAUUUUACUUUUUGGCUGUUGAUCAGUUUGUAUAAAAAAAUUUUCAUUACGAUUGCUGUUGGUUUGUUAAAUGGGGUUAUUGACAUGGUAUUUAAUGCUCAAUUCAUAUGCAGUUAUAGUGCAUGUUUUCUUUUUAAAUUCAAUAGUUUGUUACUUACUUAAGACACGGAAAGAUGUCACCAAAAAUACAAAUGUAAAAUUACGGAAAAUCUAUAUGAUCAAAUACAUCCAUUUAAACUUGCGAUAUGUAACAGCAAGGGCCUUAGUGACCUGUAUGACGUAACCCUGAGAUAUUUAUUACCGUAUUUGGGUUUGUGAUGUUGCAUUUCUACUGUCUGUCUCUAUGUUCUGUCUCAUACUGUUUGUCUUUAGAAAUGUUUUGUGUUUGUGUGUACAGUAUAUCCUAAAAUUCGCACUGGACUCGAUUACCCUUCCCUGUUCUCAGGCUGCCCGCUGUGCUGGCUAAACUGCAUACAGUAAUUGUGGUGAUGUGUUUGGCUUUAUGAAUAUUGUAUGUUAUAGUGUACAUACUGUACUUGAAUAAAGACAAGAAACAUA